Molecule: messenger RNA, 2100 nt
Organism: Naegleria gruberi
Lineage: Eukaryota; Heterolobosea; Eutetramitea; Acrasida; Naegleriidae
Exons: 3
Coding region: 1-2100 (699 amino acids)
Biological process (GO): protein autophosphorylation; autophagosome organization; autophagy
Cellular component (GO): cytoplasm; autophagosome
Molecular function (GO): ATP binding; protein serine/threonine kinase activity
Source: RefSeq, a predicted model, not a curated record
AUGCCAGCAAUCUUUGCAAUUUGUAAAACAAGUAAAUGUUCCAAGAUAUUGGAAUUGAUUAUCGGACACGUUGAUGUAAAUGUAAAAUAUAAUGCAAUGACUGCAUUGGAAUUUGUGAUUUUGAAUAAUUCCGAAGAGUAUCUAUCAAUUUUAUUGGAAAGUGACAAGGUUGAUGUGAAUUUGGGAAAUCCUCUUCCCUUCACAAGAUAUUUAGAAAAUGUAAUGAGCAAGAAAUUGCAAGUUUCGAAAAGAAUAGUUUCAAAAUUUAUUGAAAGAAAGGCCAAAGUUGAUUCAGAACUUUUUCAAAGAGCUCUCAAUCAACUAAACAAUCCCAUCAUUUCACCAAUUCAACCAUUAGAAAACGAAUUCACAGAAGAAAAUGACACCAUGACAGAUGAUGGAAAAUUUGACGAUGAAAGAACUGUCUUUGAUGAUUCAUUGCAAGAAGUGUCAAAUUAUGAAAGAAUUAUCUUGAAAUCAUUCUCUAAUAUUUUGGAAAGUGUAAAAGCUCCUCAAUUUGUUAAAAAAAUUGAAAUUAUUCAACAUGUAUUGAAUAGAAUAGCUGACUUGGAAACUAUGGAAGAAUAUUCGAAACAUAAUUUAUUACAAUUUAUGAGUAGAAAGCUCAUUAAUCAAACUCUGACUGAAAACCUCUCUGCUCGUUACUACUUUUCACAUUCACUUGAUUUUGAUCACAAGAUUAAAAAUGGAAAUUUAUUUUACGAUCCAGGAAGAUCCAAUAAGGAAUUUAAAGAUUUUUCAAAAUAUUCGAAUGGCAAUGAUAGUAAUAGAGAGGUAAUUUAUGUAGAUCUUCAAAUAGAUGAUUCAUUGAAUGAUAUUAUUCGAAAGGCAAGGAAAUUUCUUCAACAAGAUCUUUCGAAUUUCUAUAGAGAACUUUCUCAAUUUGUUAGUGAUGAAAUGGGAGGUGAACAUAUUUCUAGUGAGUGUAGGAAAGAGUUGGAGAUUCUCACUCGAGCAUCACCUUGUGUGCCUCUUGGUAAAAUCAAGAAGGGCCUGUGUAGACAUAGAGCUCUGUUAUUUAAGGUAAUAUGUGAUUGUCUUCAUUCGGAGGAUAAUAGAAUCAAAUGUAGAUUAUUGAGAGGAGCCUAUAAUGGAGCACAUGCUUGGAAUGAGGUUGAGGAUGAGAAACAUGAGAAAUAUAUCAUUGAUGCAAUGCAAAGACCAGGAGAAUUAAUUAGAGAUUCAGAUAAUUAUUUUAAAGAACGAUCAAAAUUAUUGAAUGUUAUUCGUGAGAGAGAGUUUGAUCCGAAAACUGACUUUAAUCUCUUUGAAAUUGAAGGACCAUUAGGAAAAGGCUCUCAAGGUCAAGUAUUUUCCAUCAGCUUUGAAGGAAAGAAAUAUGCUGUCAAGAAUACUGACAAGUCGAAUAAUGAAGUUUUCAUCAUGUCUUAUGUGAAUCAUCCAAAUAUCAUUAAGCUGUUCAAUUAUACUUCUGAAAAUAAUCAAACCAGCAUGUUUCUUGAAAAGAUGGAAAUUGAUUUGGAGAAUUAUCUUGUCAAUGACUUUAAACAACUUGGAGAAGAACAGAAAAUUGCUGAAAUGCUUGUCAUUUUACUGAGUAUUUCAUAUGCUAUGGAAUAUUUACAUAAUAGAAAUAUUAUUCAUAAGGAUUUAAAGCCAGCAAAUAUUCUUCUCAAUUUUGGACAAUGUGGAAAUAGAAAGGUAAUAACCGAGGUAAAAUUGGCAGAUUUUGGAGUUUCAGAAGUCGUUGCCAAAACUAUUGGAAUUCCUUCCAGAACUGGAACAUUCAGAUAUAUGCACAAUUCUUUAAGAUUUGGUACCAUUUCACCAACAAAUCAAAAAGCUUUAGAUAUUUACAGUUUUGCAGUUGUCUUUCAUGAUUUAUUAUUUGUAGAGCAUAGAAGUCUUUGUUCUGAGCCUGAUUUAAGCUUGAACAUUGAUGCAAAGAAGUAUUCAAAAAUUUAUCAAAAAACGAUGACAGCACUUGCAGAUUUGUGUAAAUUGUGUUUCAAGACACCAAACGGCAAGGUAGAUUCCUUUGGUGUUAUUUCACUGCGCUUAAUCAAAAUACUCAGAAGAUUCCACGAAACACAAGAAAUUAAUCAAUUUUUCCAUUAA